ACCCCAAAUAUUUAGUGUAUUAUGGCCAUUAACCGAUGUAAUCCGAAACACAAAAAUGGCGUCAAACAGCAAGCGUAUGGUGUAUGUCGGUGGACUGUCAGAGGAAGUAGAUGAGAAAAUUCUGCAUGCUGCAUUUAUUCCAUUUGGUGAUGUGACAGACAUAAAUGUCCCACUGGAUUAUGAGACAGAGAAACACAGAGGAUUUGCAUUUAUAGAGUUUGAACUAGCAGAGGAUGCUGCAGCUGCAAUAGAUAACCUGAAUGAUUCCGAGUUGUUCGGUAAAACAAUCAGAUGCAAUCUUGCAAAACCUAUGAAAGUGAAGGAAGGUCAUGCUAAAGCAGUGUGGUCUGAAGAUACAUGGUUACAAGAGCAUGCUGGGGAGACUGUAGCUAGUGAUGACAAGGAAAACACCUCACAAUCCCCAACAAAACGACAGGCACAAACAGAUACUGAUGAUGAGCCAGCAGGUAAAAGAUCUCGGACAAGUUCACAAGUGUUCUUUGAUAUAAAAAUAGGAAACAAACAAUCAGGAAGAAUUGUUAUACAGUUGAGACCAGAUGUUGUGCCAAAAACUGCAGAAAAUUUCAGAUGUUUAUGUACACAUGAGAAAGGGUUUGGUUACAAAGGCAGUUCAUUCCACAGAGUUAUACCUUCAUUUAUGUGCCAAGGUGGAGAUUUUACAAACCAUAAUGGAACAGGUGGAAAAUCUAUAUAUGGUUCUAAAUUUGAAGAUGAAAACUUUACUUUGAAACACACAGGACCAGGUACAAUGUCAAUGGCAAAUUCAGGACCAAAUACAAAUGGGUCACAGUUUUUUAUAUGUACAGAGAAAACUGACUGGCUGGACAAUAAACAUGUUGUUUUUGGAAAAGUGAUUGAAGGAAUGGACGUUGUAAGGAAAAUAGAGAAAUGUGGUACCAAGUCCGGGAAAAACCAACAGAUAAAGUUAAACAUUGUAAAAUGUGGAGAGCUGGUUUGAAAUAUAGGAUCUUUUACUGAUGUGGGCUUAAUGCUGGACAUACAGGCUCUAAUUAAAUAGGUGCUGCAGCUUCUGUACCAACUAAAUUAAUUACCAAAAAGCAUGGCUCGAACGGAUUCUGGCAGAAUGGAUUUUUAUUAUGUGUUAA
Messenger RNA from Ruditapes philippinarum (Manila clam), 1127 nucleotides. Its product is annotated as peptidyl-prolyl cis-trans isomerase E-like. Gene Ontology annotation, molecular function: peptidyl-prolyl cis-trans isomerase activity; RNA binding. Gene Ontology annotation, biological process: protein folding; protein peptidyl-prolyl isomerization. Gene Ontology annotation, cellular component: intracellular membrane-bounded organelle. The coding region runs from base 56 to 979 and encodes 307 amino acids. The transcript is spliced from 12 exons. The record is from RefSeq and is a predicted model, not a curated record. NCBI's taxonomy places the organism in Eukaryota, Metazoa, Mollusca, Bivalvia, Venerida, Veneridae.